AAUGUAAUGGAGCUCAUUGAUGAAGAAGAAGAUUAUAAUAAACUCUACUGGGAAACGAAUUUGUUCUUGCAAAAUGACGAACUUCAACUUGAUAGUUGGGGACUUGAUGAACCCAUUUCCAGAUACUUCGGUUCGAGCUCGCCGGACGGAGCAGCGUCGCCUUUGGUGACAGCAAAAAACAUAGUUUCUGAGAGAAAUCGAAGGAAGAAACUCAAUGAUAGUUUAUUUGCACUGAGAGCUGUAGUUCCUAACAUUAGCAAGAUGGAUAAGGCCUCGACAAUUAAGGAUGCGACCGAGUACAUUGAAGAAUUACAUGAACAAGAACGAGUAAUUCAAUCUGAAAUAACUGAACUAGAAUCCAGAAAACUGAAGAAGUCAGUGUCAGAUACUGUGAAUCUUUCGAAAACAAAGAAGAAAAGGAUCGACCGUGCCUACGAUUCUAGCGGAUCACAAACAUCAUCUAUCGAGUCUCUCCAACUCAGGAUUCAUAAUAUGGGUGACAAUAUAAUGGUUGUAAGCUUAACAUGUGAUAAAAAAAUAGACACAAUGCUGAGACUUUGCGAAGUUUUUGAGUCUUUGAAGCUUAAAAUUGUCAAAGCCAACAUUUCUGUUGUGUCCGGGAGAUUAUGGAAGACUGUUUAUGUUGAGGCUGAUGAAGAAGAGAAAGAUGAACUGAAAAUGAAGAUAGAAGCAGCAAUAGCAGGGCUUAAUGAUUCACAAAGUCCUAAUAUGAGUUUCUAA
Molecule: messenger RNA, 741 nt
Organism: Papaver somniferum (opium poppy)
Lineage: Eukaryota; Viridiplantae; Streptophyta; Magnoliopsida; Ranunculales; Papaveraceae
Product: transcription factor bHLH35-like
Exons: 5
Coding region: 7-741 (244 amino acids)
Biological process (GO): regulation of DNA-templated transcription
Cellular component (GO): nucleus
Molecular function (GO): sequence-specific DNA binding; DNA-binding transcription factor activity; protein dimerization activity
Source: RefSeq, a predicted model, not a curated record